AUGUCCAGUCCCGAUGCCAACGAGGUGUUGUUCGCCUACAUCGCAGUAGCCUCUCAUGCAGUGAGCUUAGUGCUAAUCCGAGAAGACAACGGCACGCAGCGACCCGUCUAUUACGUGAGCAAAUCACUGCAGGAGGCAGAGACCCGGUAUCUCCCCCUCGAAAAAGCUAUCUUGGCCAUCGUACAAGCCACGCAAAAGCUCCCCUACUAUUUUCAGGCACAUACUGUAGUUGUGCUAACUCAACUUCCGUUGAAGUCUGUCCUCCGCAGCGCCAACUGCACAGGCAGAAUUGCAAAAUGGGGAAUGAUUUUGGGAACUUUCGACAUUAGAUACAUGCCUCACACCGCUGUAAAAGGUCAGGUCCUUGCCGAUCUAGUAGCUGAAUUUGCGAAGCCCACACUAGAAGGAAAGGAAGUGUCGGGAUCACUAAGUGCUAAUGAGAAAUUAAUCAGCGCAGUCUCUCAGUAUGAACACAAUUGGUGGAAAGCACACAUCGACGGUGUAGCGAACCAAAGGGUCUCAGGGGUGGGACUCGUUCUGGUCUCUCCCGAAGGGAUAACCAUAGAAAAGUCUUUGAGGCUCGGAUUCUCAGCCACGAAUAACGAAGCCGAGUAUGAGGCGCUAUUGGAGGGAAUGUUAAUGAUCCAGAAAUUGGGUGGAAAAUUCGUAAACAUGUUCUCGAAUUCGAGACUCAUCGUGGGACAAGUAAACGGGGAUUUGGAGGCAAAGGAUGAAAGAAUGCAAGAGUAUCUAGUCUGGGCUAAGCACCUGCAGACCCAUUUCUAUCACUUUCGUUUAACGCAUGUACCCAGGAGCGGGAACACCCAUGCUGAUUCUCUUGCAACGCUGGCCACUUCCUCGGCUCAGCCACUUCCUCGGGUUAUUUUAGUAGAAGAUCUCUACCGCCCAACAACAGAGAAGGCCAACAGAAUUCGGGUACACAACGUCAGGGCAGGACCUAGCUGGAUGGAUCCUCUGGUGCUGUUCUUAAAGCACGACACCUUACCAGACGAUAAGGUUGAGGCCGACAAAAUCAGGAGGAAAGCUUCUCGAUUCUGGUUGUCCGAGGACUCCAAACUUUACAGACGCUCGUUCUCAGGGCCAUACCUGCUGUGUGUGCACCCAGAGGCUACUGAAUUCAUCCUGGAAGAGUUACACGAAGGAAUUUGCGGAAGUCAUACGGGGGUUAAUGGCAGAAUAGACAUCCAUUCAUGA
Molecule: messenger RNA, 1215 nt
Organism: Quercus robur (English oak)
Lineage: Eukaryota; Viridiplantae; Streptophyta; Magnoliopsida; Fagales; Fagaceae
Exons: 2
Coding region: 1-1215 (404 amino acids)
Molecular function (GO): RNA-DNA hybrid ribonuclease activity; nucleic acid binding
Source: RefSeq, a predicted model, not a curated record